Glarea lozoyensis ATCC 20868 is the source of this 2997-nucleotide messenger RNA. RefSeq names its product C2H2 and C2HC zinc finger. Lineage: Eukaryota; Fungi; Ascomycota; Leotiomycetes; Helotiales; Helotiaceae. Bases 1 to 2997 code for a protein of 998 amino acids. The transcript is spliced from 5 exons. The record is from RefSeq and is a predicted model, not a curated record.
AUGUCGUUCUUGAGCAAGAGGAGUCGCAGCCAACGGUCCUUCACGCGGGGAAGCGAAGAGAUCUCAGUAAGAAGAUUGGGGCCGGGUAACGAGCUUGCGAAAUGUCGUGAGGACAAUGCCGAUUCAGAUGGCUCGUCGCCGUCCAACAUGAAUGCGACAAACUUUGCGCUAUACGGUUCUUGCGUCUCCCGAAAGUUUCCUAAACAUAAAUCAUCGCAUCUGAGGUUCUUAGCAUGGGUAGCCUACACUCGCAAGUUUACCGACGAACCCAUUACGGAAGAUGAACGAAGAACAUGUCCCUUGCUUUGGUGUCGGACAGUAUUUGAAGAUCAAGAAACUAUGUUACAACAUGUCUGGGACUGCGAACACUUGGCAAAGGGACUGUACUGGUGCUUUCACUGCCAGAAGCCAGAGAAAGCGGGCUCCUUUGAAUGCAGAAGAUGCCAGGGCACACCUUCGAAGACUGACCGGAUCACGACCGUAGCCAAAAGGAUCUUCUCUAAGUUGGGAUCGAAACGAAAUCGCACUUCCACAAUACCGGAACCCGAGCCAGAUAUGAGUAUUGCGAAGUAUGUUGAGAAGUCCAAUACGCUUGAGCACCAUCCGGACUUCCCUACUAUGUUCGAUGCCGGUCCCGCGAGGGGCUUUCCAUCUCAAAGCUUUCAAGCUGAAGAUUCUUUUGGUCGAACUUUUGACUGGAGGGCUUCUCAAGAACUACCGGAUACACAGAUAUGCGAAAUGACCGGGUCUGAAUGUCCCCUGGAACUUGGUGUUAAUGCACAGGAAACUUGGUUGAGUCAUGAAGAUUAUGCAGAACCAGACCAUAUCUGGCUUAAUCCGGGACCGGCAUGUAAAGUUCCUAUCCCUACGCAGAAGAAACGAGGAAGUUUGGAUAUGCUCCCCCCUCUGAAUACCCAGCUGUGCAAUUUGAAUCCAGAACGUGGGUUUGACAGCAUGUCAAAAAAUGACUUACCUGACGAGCCGAUGUCCGCAACAAUCGUCUCGCCCAUGUGCGCAGAUGAUCGAUACGCGUCUAUUCUACAGGAGAUAUCGCCGACCGACACCGAUGCCAGUGGAAAUAGUUUCCUGACCGACUCCGGUUACACGAGUGCAACGAUGUUCUCGACCUUGGGCGUUUCUUCGCCCUUUGAGUUACAUCCGGGGUUCAGUGCACCGAGAGGUAAAAAGCGAUCGCGAGAAGAAACGUUUACCACUCAACUUAUUUCCAAUUCCGUAGAGAUAUCCAGGAAUAACUCAGCGAAGUCAAAUCGUUCCUUUACGAAUCAUCCCCAGGAAGCUAUCGACCCCGUUGAUAGCUCACAUUCUCCAAGCAGAUGCCCUAGCACGAAAAAGCCGAAGAUGCAGUCAGCUCAUUGGUCCAGUGCUAGUACUCUUGUGCAAUCCUUUUCAGAAGUUUUAGAUGCGCACAUAUCUCACACCAAGGACAUUUUGCGCGAGUUGCCUGAAAGUCCAAUCACUCAGGAGCUAAUCGCGAUGUCCCGGUCUUCAAUGGUGUCGAUUGGACUCGAAGUGCUAGCUGGUAUUAUCGAAGGACGUAAUCCGACAGCAAUUGUGCAAGUCUUUGCUUUUACACAUAUAGCAUACGCGUUCUCGAUCGCCGUUGACCAUGACGAGAUCAAAGUACAUACCAAGGAGUGGUUUAAUGACUCGCUAUCAUGGGUACACGACUUGGGAUCCGAAAGAGAUCGUGUCAGAUACAGCAGAAUCGCCAGGGCAGUCUGGCAGCCUGUUAAAGACGUGAGCGGUGAUGCCGCACCUCCCUUGUACUCCCCGGAUAAGCAGAAUCUACUCUAUCUGGCCUGUCAACGCUUUUUAGACAUACUCGAAAGCUUUGUGAUCACCGAGAGCAAACCUCAUUCCGAUCAGCCGCCGACAACCUCAGACCUUGCCUUUUUAAAGAAGGCACAAGUCGAAGUUAUCGAUGAGCUCAUCAAAGCACCCUCUAUCGAGGGCUUCAUCGAAGAUGUAGUCAAGAUAGAGGCGCGCCUAAAACGUGGCCGUAUCAGACAUGUGCGACAUUUAGAGCUUGAACUCAUGUGCGCAGGCAAGCUUGCGUCACAGUCGGAACCUGCAUACUUUCGAUUUCUGUGCUACGUGUCACAGCAUUGUAAUAGCCUAUACGAGACAUCGCCCUCACGAACUCGAGCUGCCUAUCGCAUUCGGGACAUCGCACGUAUCAAGACUCUGCUUCCCGAAGAAUUAUGCUAUGACCCAAGCGACGAAGAGGAGGCAGCCUUUGACAUGGAUGACGAUGCACCAUUAGGCUUUAGCCUCAACGUUCUAGGUAGGUGUGAUAGACGGAUGGGAAGUCACAUGGACGAGUUUAUGAGAGACGCAGAUGACGUUCUUAACGAAAGCUGUAUUCUCGCUAGGAGCAACUCUUUACAGCCUCUUUCCUCUGUUGUGUCCGCCCCAGUAAGAAGAUCAAAGUCAGACCAAAAGCGCCCCACCGCAUCACGGCCAAACAAUGCUAUAAAUUCUACACACGCGCUUUCUUCGUCGUCAGUGUCCCGAGGACCACCGAGGCCAAAGACUCAGACAUCACAGGGUAAUCCGCCAAAUUUACCCCCAAUUGUCACAGUCGAAAGCCCAUCAACUUCACCCGACUCUGCCGCAUCCACGCCACCUCCACCAACACCACCACAGAGCGGUACGACUCGUCUGUAUCAAUGCGACCUAUGUGAUUAUGUUCCCAGUGGGGACGAGAAAUGGAAACCAUCCAAUCUUCGUCGUCAUAAACGUACCCAGCAUGCCUCGGCUGAUAAGAAGGGAUCGUGGGUCUGUAAAUGGGAAGGCUGCACCAAAUCCUUCACUCGAAGCGAUAAUCUGAGAAGUCAUAUGCGAGACAAAGGACACGGAAUAGAAACCGCCACCAAUCCUCAUGCCAUCGAAGAAGAAGACGAAGAGGGACACGGCAAACAAGAUCAGGAUGGCGAAGAGAGAGGGCCCAAGAGGAGGAAAUUGGCUGUCGGCUGA